AUGUUGCUGCUUCAGGGCAAUCAUGGAGCAUUUUCUCCUGAACUAGAUGAUGUGGUACCAAGGGGAAAGAUGAAGACUCUCCUGAUGUUUCUCAGUCUGUUCGGUUGUUCCAUUGCUAUGCCUAUGCAUAUGCCUCGCAUGGGUGGAUUUGGCAGUAAGAGCGAAGAGAUGAUGCGAUAUGGACAGUACAACUUCAUGAACACACCACAGAUGGCACACCUCGGUCCUCUGUAUGGAUACAACAUACGACUUGCCCAGCAGUUUCCACAGCUCCAGAUGCCAGUGUGGCCCCAGCCACCACCAAACACAUGGCUUCCCCAGCAGCCCAUGCCGCCAAAUAUACCAAGACCACAGAUGAAGGCUGGGGAGGGCCAAGAAACUUCAACGCCCAGUCAGCCACUGCCAACAAAACCGAUGGGCCCAACAAUUUCACCGACAAAGUCGACUGUGAAGAAGCCCCCUGAGAGUCCUCCUCGGCCAAAAGAAGAGGAUGAACAGCCUCCACACUAUCCCCCAUUUGGUAAUGGAAUGUUUCCUUUUCACCAACCACCCUGGCAAUAUCCACAGCGUAUUCCCCCAGGAUUUGGACGUCCACCAGUUAGCAAUGAGGAAGGUGGGAAUCCUUAUUUUGGCUAUUUUGGGUAUCACGGAUUUGGAGGGCGAAACCCAUAUUAUUCAGAAGAGAUGUUUGAACAAGAUUUUGAACAACCGAAAGAGGAAGAUCCACCCAAAGUGGAGAGCACGACCUCAGCCCCUCCUGCUAACACCACAGUCCUGGAGAAUAAUUCGACUCAACCAACUGUACCCAGCCCAGGAGGGAGUCAAGGUGGGAAUGAUACCAGCCCAACAGGAAAAGAAGCUCAAGCUCAGAACCCUGGGAACAACCAAGGAGUAUAUCCUGGAGUUAACUUGACUCCUACUGUUAAUGCCUCAGGUUAUGAUGUACCAGGAAACCAGAUUCCUCAGGUCUCAAAUCAGCCAAAUGUUUUUGAAAACUCUCCAAAUCCUAAUUUUAGAAGUUUCCCUGUGAACAGACAAUGGAGCCAAACAGGACUCCCUUUGGGGCCUAGAAUUAAUGGCCCUUUUUAUAGAAAUUAUCCCAAUCAACGGAUUUAUCCAUGGCAUAAUUUAGCCUAUGUAAGCAAACAAAUAGCUCGCCCAGGAAACACAGCUUACCGAAAAGUUUAUCCUGCCAUUUCUAAGAACAAUUCUCCCAAUCAUGUAUCAAAUGCAGCAAAUAACAGGAAAAAACCCCAGAGCCCAACCAAAAACCCUGAAGAAACAAAUGGUGGGUCAGCAGAUCCCACGCAUGACACUGUCCAUAGAGAUGAGCAGACUCAAAACCCAAGAGAGAAUCCAGUGACCCAGAAAGAAAGAACAACCUUUCCAACAAGAAUUCCCACCAGUACCUGGAGAAACUCACAGGCUUAUGAAACUAACAAAUCAAAUUAUAAAUUACCUCCUCAAGAGGGCAACUCUCCACUACCAAGUGUCAAUUCAGUUGACCAACAUGAAAAUUCUUAUUAUCCAAGAAUCGAUUCCAGGAGAUUUCCAGCUGGCAUACAAACACCCAAUUUUCCUAAGGGAAUCAUUUCAGAACCAAGAAAAGAGCCAUCUGAUGCUGAAAUUAACCCACCAGAAAUGAAACAAGGAACCCACCAGUCUACAUAUGCUGAGGAAGGCCCCUAUCUUCCAAGAGAACCCUUUUUUCCUGCAGCUAACACAUGGAACCCCCAACAAGGAGCUCCAGUUUUUGAGGAUGAACCUCUGAGGCAGGAAGGACCUUUACUUUAUCCAGCCCUUGGAGUAAGAGGAAAUAUUCCCUACCCUGAAUACAUUCCCUAUGAUCCCAGAGGGAACUCUCCUUAUGCUAGAGGUAGUAUGUGGGACGAGCGAGAUGACUUUCCCGGUACUUUCAGACCAACAGGACAAGCAGGAAACCCAUCGUACUCCCCGAACACUCCUCCAAGUCAGAGACGUCCAUCAACUAAUAAUGAGGAUGAUCCAAUUGACCAAACGGGUGAUGAGAUUUACCGGGGGCCCAAUGCAUGGGGGAAGGAAUCCAAUUUCAAAGAAAGUCAAGUUAGGUACCGUCAAAAAUACCUGUAUGCCUCAGGUCAUCCAUCUGUGCCAAAGGACUACCCCCAACAUUCCACAGAUAAUUUAUUGAAACAAAGAAAUUCUCCUCAUGGUGAAUAUUAUCCCUGGCACCCAGAACAUGUUCCAUCAUACAAUAUGGCUCCUCCCCUAACCCCACCAAGAGAAAACAAUGGGUAUUAUUAUCCUGCUAAUGCCUUUGAACAGGAAGAGAGAGAAUCUUGGGAUCAAAAGAAUUAUGUCCCAGCACAGAAAGAAAGAGUGCCAUAUUACAGUAGAAAUUUCUGGGGUCUGGCCACCAGUUUACACAAAUCCACAGCAAAUUCCCUGAGUCAAAGAGAAGAUCAGCCCCUCUCCAGCAAUUUUCCAGUUGGGCUUAGAGGAAACCCAACGUACCAAGAAGGAGAAAGCCUCAACUAUGGCAGCGAGCAAAUUAACAGGGUAAAUUUAUCAGAGAAGGGACAGCUUGCUGUCACAGAAUCUAUGAUUCCCAACAGCCCAAUAAAUCAAGAAGAAGUAAAUUCAUAUCCCCCAGCCAGCCAAAGAUAUCCCUGCUGCGCUGGUGAUCCAGCAGGGUUCAAAGAUAGCCCUCUUGUACCACUGGACUACUUUCCACCCUUCGGUCUUGUCUCAGGAGAAAGAAAUUCAUUUUAUGCAGAAGGCAGUCAUACUAAGCAUGCUAGACAUAUCAUCUAUCCCCCAGGCAUCCAAUCCAACCAACGAAAUAGUUCAGAGAAAAAUCUACCUGAAAAAGAAGAAAAUCCAGAUGCCUUCAGGGAUGAUACCGUCACCUUGAAAAAAAACACUCCGUGUUCUAAAAGGAACGAAGUAGAACAGACGGGAAGUAGGGUUUUUUCUGAAGCUGACUCCCUCCAAGCAAACACACCCUGCCGCAAAAGUAACUUCAGAGGCGAUGGAAACAAUGUCCUGGCAAAAAUCUUUGGCACAGGCCAGUUCAAUGAAAGAACAAAUAAUCUUAUUCCUGAGGAGCUCGAGGCUCCUAAAGAAAGCCCCAGGCCAGAAAACAUCCAAAGUGAAGGGGGAGGAAAUGAGGGUCGUGUGAAACAGAAAGGAGUGCCGAUUAUCCAACAGGUACCAUGUCUCCACUCCAAACUGGAAAAGCAUUUCCCUUCCAGUACGGGUCCUCCACUUGACAAGAGAAGACCAGACCCAUCAGAGGGAGAGCCAGAAAUGGUCUCUGCCCAGCCCAGCAGCACAUUGAAUGGAUUGGCAGCCAGGGAGCAACUUAGUGGUACCAAUAUUGACCCAUUCAUCUCCUCGGAGCCGCCUCUUUCCUUUCCAUCUUUUCCCAAAGAGAUUCCAAGAAAUGCAGAGCUUCAGAUGCCAGACUGCCUACUGCUUCAGAGCUAG
Antechinus flavipes (yellow-footed antechinus) is the source of this 3468-nucleotide messenger RNA. It is a transcript of the gene ENAM, whose product is annotated as enamelin. The transcript has 8 exons. Lineage: Eukaryota; Metazoa; Chordata; Mammalia; Dasyuromorphia; Dasyuridae. The record is from RefSeq and is a predicted model, not a curated record. Bases 1 to 3468 code for a protein of 1155 amino acids.